UGGCUUAUCUCUGUGUAUUUUUUAUCUGACACAGGAACUGUAAGUCCACCUAUGCUUUCUGACAACAACCGCAGCAGUAUCGCCUGGAUAAUUACUGUCAAGCAUGGCUGUGUUUGAGAACUGCUCCAUGCUUUUUGAGCUGAAAACUUUGCCUUUCAAGGAGAAGACUAAGCUGAAAUCAGCAGUAACAGAAAAUGGAGGCAACAUUUCCUUUGUGGUCAAUAAACAGUGCUCUCUGAUAGUGACCAGUAAUGUGUCCAACCUGAGCUCCAACAGGCUGCGUAGCAUCCAAAAAUACCAAACGCCUGUGGUCGGGGUGGAUUAUGUGUACAGCUGUCUGGAGAGAGGUGUUCUUCUGCCUGUGGAUGAAUACAAGCUGGAUACUUCCUCUGCUUUUUCACUUCCUCUUCCUUUCUCCUCCAUCAUGCAAAGUCCACUCUCACAUCAAGUACCAACGAGCAAAGCAGUUGCUGAGCUGUCCAAAGGCCCAGCCAAACCUGUGGACUCUGUCCGCCUAGAUCAGAAGGCAAGGUCUCCAGAGAGGAGUGGAAACAUCCUGGAAAUGUUCAGAAUUUAUACUGAAACUGAUUUUGAUCUUCCAACGUAUCCGGAACAUUUUCAAGUGGCGAAGUAUUCAAUCUUUGAAAAGGUAAACAGCAAGACUUGGUGUGUGCUGGAGCUGCAGAGUUACAAAGGAGAGAAAGGAUGGCAGUACCGUGUGGUCAGGUACUGGAAGGACGAUAUAGGAGCCAAGAAGGCGGCGGUGAGGGAUAUGCUGGUGUUUCUGUCCACCUCAGAGGAAGCUCUGGAGGUGUACAAGGCCCUGAGAGAGAAACUGCAGGCUACUGGUCUGCAGCUGAGGAACAACACGCCUUCGCAGGCCGGGGACCUGGGCUCCGCCCCCCUCCAACAGCUGCUGCUGGAGGAGAAGCUUAACACAGGAAGCUUAUCACAGGAAGUGGGCGUGUUUGUGGAGCUGCUGUGGACUGAGGCCCUGGGCUGCCUUAGCAACAUCCUCAGAGUUCCGAUCGAUAAGCUCAGCCUCAACGAUGUGAGCAGGGCGGAGGGCUUGUUGCUUCAGGCUCAGAGGAAGCAGAGAGAGGGAAAUACUCAUGAGGUUGUGUCCCUCCUUGGUGAGGUUUACACCCUGCUGCCACACAUACAAGCACUGAUUUACCACUUGUCUCCCACUGCCAAGUUCAUCUCUCAGAAACUGGACCUCUGUCAGUUAAUCAAAGAUGUUCUGAACGUGAGCGAGAUGACUCUGAGGAGCCCCACGCCGUCUUGUCUGGGGAAGUACCGCGCUCUGAGGUGCAGCAUUGAGACUGUCCCCCCCGGCACUGCCGAGUUUCAGGCUGUGACCGCUCUGCUGCAGGACAGCAAGGUGCAGGUCCAGCAGGUUCUGUGUGUCAGAAGAGGGGUGGAGCUACAGACGUUUAAGAGUGAUAUCGGGAACAUUAAGCCCCUCCUCCAUUCCUCCAGCCCCAGCAACUUUGUGGGACUGCUGUCUCGUGGUCUGCUGCUGCCCCGUGUUGGAGUGGAGCAUCAUGGGAUAGAGAGAACAGACGUUGGUAAUCUGGGAAGUGGAAUCUACUUUAGUGAUGCCAUGAGCACCAGUUUGAAAUACUCCAGGCCCAGUGAGACAGACGGCUCUCGGCUGCUGUUGGUGUGUGAUGUGGCGUUGGGACGAUGCGAGCGGGUACACAAGAGAGACCUCACACUGACCCAGGCUCCUGAGGGCCACCACAGCGUGCACGGGGUCCGCCGCACCCCUAACACUCCCUCUGAGUUUGAGGACGACGAGUACGUGGUUUACAGUCCCGAUCAGGUGAAACUGAAGUAUGUGGUUCAGUUCAGCGUCGAGGGAGAACAACUGAAGGAGUUCAGUCCUGCCAUCGACACCUCAGCUGAGCUGGGUCUGCCCUCUUCAGACCAGCAAGAAACAGAGUGUGUCUUGGACGAUCAGGGGUUUGAAAACAUCAAAAACCCACUGGCGGAUGUGACAGCUGGACUGUUGGACAGUUCUGGUCAGCAGCUCCCUCUGCAGGCCGUCCACGUGAAGUGCAAGCUGAUGGAUCUGCUUUCUCAGGUCAUCAUUUUCCAGAAAUACACCAACCUGAGCCCUGUGCCCAUUGAGGCAAAGUAUGUCUUCCCGUUGGAUGAUUCUGCAGCAGUGUGUGGAUUUGAAGCUUUCAUCAAUGGGAAACAUGUGGUGGGACAGGUGAAGGAGAAGGAGCAGGCUCGCAAGGAGUACAAGCAGGCUAUUGAGAGAGGCCAUGGAGCCUACCUCAUGGACCAGGACGCCCCCGAUGUAUUUACCAUCAGUGUUGGCAAUCUUCCGCCCGGUGCGACCGUCCUCAUUAAAGUUACAUUUGUGUCUGAGCUGAUUGUCCGGGACGGGAGCAUUCUCUUCUCCCUGCCUGGGAGUGUGGCUCCGUGGCAGGAGAGUGCGGCGCUCAACCAGACCACACAAGUCACUGUGGAGAAGGUGUGUGUGACUGAUGAGGCAAGAGAGUUCACUCUGGACAUGUCAGUUGAGAUGCCGCAUGAGAUCACCAACCUACAGUGCAUCACUCACAAAGUCAAGAUCAAGAGAACCGACUGUAAGGCGGUGGUGAGCGUGCUGCCAGGAGAGGUCAUGGGACAGGAAGGUUUCCAGCUGUCAGUUACUCUGUCUGAGGUCCACCUGCCCAGGAUGUGGGUGGAGAAACACCCCGACAAGGACAGCCAGGCCAGCAUGUUAGUUUUCUAUCCAGACUUUGAAGACAACUCCAGUUCAGCAUCCGAUGAAGUCAUCCUCUUGCUGGACACGUCUGAGUCCAUGAAGGAAGAGUCUCUCCGCAUGGCCCAGAAACUCGCCCUGCAGGUCCUCAAAAGCCUCAACCACAACCUCAGACUCAAUGUCAUUUUCUUUGGCACAGAUCACACAGAAGCUUUCCUGGCAGCACAGCCGUAUGUUAAAGCCCGUCCAGCAGCCGAGAGCUUCAUCAAGCGCUCCAGCCCAGUCGGGGGCAGCACUGAGCUGUGGCGGCCUCUGCGAGCUCUCAGCCUGCUGCCUCCAUCCCGCGGCGUCAGGAACCUGCUGCUGCUGUCGGACGGCCACAUCCAGAACGCGGAGCUCACCUUGCAACUUCUCAGAGACAACGCUCAGCACAGCCGUCUCUUCACCUGCGGCCUCAGCCCGACAGCCAAUCGGCACAUGCUGAGAGCCCUGGCCAGGGCAGGGGGUGGAGCCUACGAAUUCUUCGACACAAAAACCAAACACAAUUGGGCAGAGAAGGUGGCGUGUCAGGUGAAGCGUAUGUCGUCUCCUGGCUGCAGUUCAGUGUCAGUAAAGUGGCAGCAGUUCAACCCAACAGCGGCCCCUCCUGUGCAAGCCCCCAAGCAGCUCAAUGCUCUGUUCAAUGACUGCCACACCCUGGUUUACGGCUUUGUUCCACACUGCACUCAGGCCACCCUCCUUGGAAACCUGAGCGGUCAGGAACUCAAAACCAUGGUGUCGACCAGUGAGCUGCAGAAGACCAGGGGCACGUUUCUUCACAAGCUCACAGCGAGGGCCCUCAUCAGGGAUUACGAAGACGGAAGCCUGGAUACCAAUGAAGCUGAACAUGAGGGGAAGAAAGUGGAGUUGAAGCGCUUCAUCAUCGAGUUAAGCAAGGAGUUCUCCAUCCUGUCUCAGUUCACCAGCUUUGUGGCCAUCGAGGAAAGGGACUCCGAACAACCAGAGGAGGGCUUCACGGACAUCCCCAAGUUAAUCGAAGAUGAAGAUGUGGACUUCCUACCCUACAUCAGCUGGAUUUCUCCUCAGGAUAGUAAAGAGGAUCAGUUAGCAGAUGAUAGUUCUUCGGAGAGUGAAGAAGGUUCAGAGAUGGAUGAGGAAGAGCAGGGGCACUAUUAUCUUAUGGAGGGUGAUGAAGCGGACUUUGAUCUUAUGGAGUACGGGGGAGAGUCUGAAAUUUAUGAUAAUUUGGAUGGAAGUUGCGCGUCAUCGGCGGUGUAUGAAGAAUGUUCAGAUGAAGUGAUGUACGCGGGAGCGUCUGAAAUUGAUCCUGAUUUGGUUGGAAGUUGCUGCAAUUCAGCGGCUGUGUAUGAAGAAUGUUCAGAUGAAGUGAUGACGGAUGGACGUUGUCAGACAGAGGCAAUAAAGGCUCCACUUUAUGCAGCCAAGAGUGUCCAGAGUAGGAGACUCAUGGACAUGAGCUCCAGAGAAGCGGGUCCCCAAAUUUUACGUAGGCAAGCUUACCUACCGACCUGUAUGGUCCCUCUUCCUCCUCCUCCUCCUCCUCCUCCUCCUUGUCCACCCGGUGCUCCACAUAUGCGACCCCUAGUUAUGGCCUCUGAUGUCCCCCCACCUACCUCUUCAUUGUUUGGUUCAGCCCAUUCAUUUGAUCGUCUUCCUGGUGUUCCUCCACCUAUGUCUUUCUCCUACGAUGCCAUGCCAGCUUCUGUCAGUCAGUCACUGUGUUUACCGAGUUCAGACAGCUCAGGGAUACAACAUUUCCGUCAACCACAGUCAGCGAUGUACACUUCCUUUGCACCUAAAAUCCCCACACUCUUGGGCAGCAUGAGACGUACCACAUCCUCUAACUCAAUGGAUAUGUCUUCUACUGAACGUUCUGCUGCAUUUUCUCCUUUGGAAUUUUCUUCAGCAAUGCCGAUGUAUGUAGCUCCACAACAACAACAGUCAGCUUUUAGUGUCAGUAACAUGUCCCUUUUGCCUCGAGUCAGAUCUUUUGACAGGAGUCUUCCCGUAACACACGGACAGACACAAGCAUGUUUUGGUAGUUUUACAUCUCUAAAACAGUCAAGAUUUGGUCCCAGUGGCUCUCUGCCUCAACACCAACCCAUUGAACAGGAUGUUGGUGUUAUAUCUGUUGAACCAGAAAAUCAAGGAUGUAUAAGUUCAAAACUGAGAAGAGAAAUAAACUCAAUGCCGAAAGCAGACGUUCUACCAGCACCUGCACCUGAUGUAUCUCAGGCUCAUUUAAUGAAGGGAUUGCACCUUGGCUCUCGAAUUAUGAUGUGCAAGAAGCGCCGUCGUAUGCCUUUAUCAGAUCAACUCCUCGACGACAAGUCAGCAGAUCCUGAAGUGCUGCAGCUCAGAUGGACAAAGAUCUUCCAGAUGCAGCAUUUGGAGGGCUACUGGGAGUUAACCACAGAACUGGGUGAGCUUGUGAAUGUCGAUGCAGACCUCUUUGCCAACGUCUUCCUGAAGAACAAGGGCAUCCAGUCUCUAGGUGUGAGGGCCCAUGAAGACAUCCUGAGGCUGGUGGCGACUCUUCUGGUUCUGCAGCUGAUGAGGGAGGAGAAGCUGAAGGAGGGCAAACUGCUCCGCACUCUCUUCUGUCUGGACGACUCCCUUCAGCCAAGGCCCGAGCGGUGGGAAGAGGUGAAGAGGGCGGUGGACUGGGUUUGCUGGGCUGACCGCCAGUACCCGUGUGUCUACAGCCGGCUGGAGUUUGGUCUGAGCUGGGAGACCUCCACCCGUCAGCUGCUGGGUUUCGAGGGCCUCCCUCCCUUCUCACCUCUUAGUGGUCUGAAACUGCAGAGGACUGUUGGGCAUCUAAUGGUCCACUGAGCACGCCAACAUAACUGAGGGAGCAUGAAGAGAAGAUAGCGAGAGAGAAAUUCAUAACGCUUUUCCGUUUUUCAGGGAAGAUUUUUUUUUUUUUUGUGGGGCUUUUGUGGGUCGGAUUCAAACCCACAGUCGCUGCCAGGGACUCAGCCUACAUGGGGCGCACACUCUACUGGGUGAGCUAGAUGUCGCCCUGGGAUGAGAUUAUCUUUGCGAUUUAUUUCUUACAAAUGCAUGAUUUAUACUCCCUUUUAUACACUUAAAUAACCAGAUCCAGUUGAUUUCUUCAGUAAUCUGAUUUCUUUAAACUUCACAAAUACAAGAAAUGCAGUUUCUUUAAUUGGUGUAGGGGUUUGGAGAUUUAGAUUUCUCCUGGUUAAUUUCUUGGACAUAUACUGAUAUACUAAUAACUGGGUUUAUUACUGCUUUCUACAUGUACGCAUGUCUAUGACAAAGCCUUCAGACAGGGAAAUUAUCCCUGUGACAGCAGGGCAACAGGAUAAAAGGAAAGGUCAUGAAGAGUAGCAUGGCAUCUGCGUGUUCAAAAUAUUCCCAUCCAAAGUUACACUAAAACUGAAACUGCUGUAAUACCGCAGUAUCUAGAAGUGCAGUUUCCUCUGAGCGUUAAAUUAGACACAGCUGUCUUCCCACUGACACAAACACACAUACACACACACACAGAUACAUACAUAACAAAAUCAGGAAGCAGUGCCUUGCAGUGAAAGUAAUUUAGUGAUAUUUCUGAAUAAGGUCAGAGAAGUGGAGAAAUGUGAUGACUGACCUGCUGCAUAUGUAACCUGGUUUCUCUGAGUAACACACAAAAGAUUCAACAAACUUGAGUGUAUCUGAAUCUUUUGUGUGUUUUUAUAAAACUACUGUACCAAAUAACCUGCCUUGCCUUACAUAUACAACUGCCUUUCAGCACCUUUUGAUUACUUUAUUGUAGGAUAGAAGUUCAAAAAGAAGAAAAUACAAACACACUUACAAGGAGUAAAUAUGUACAUACUGUAUUCACACAUCAUGCUGAGUCCACACAAUAGCUCUCUGAAGCUAAGUUUCCGCUUGUUAGAGCUAGUUGUGUUAGCCUGAAGCAACAAUGACUUACAGCUAGUAUCCGUGUGCUGUCAAUUAGGAUAUAAGACAAUGGCAGGUAUUUUAUCACAUCAUUUUGUUAUUUUGUGGGGGCCAUUCUGGAAUUGGCUGCCCACAACUUGGUAUACAGACAUACAGUACGUUAAGAAAAAAAAAAUAAUCAAGAUAAAUACCUAGAACAUAUUGUGCAUGCACAUGUGCUGACCUGACUAAACCUUUUACGUUUUUUCAGGUCAGUUUUAGGAUUAAAGGGGUGAUAGAAUGAUUAAUA
Messenger RNA from Perca fluviatilis (European perch), 6938 nucleotides. RefSeq names its product poly (ADP-ribose) polymerase family, member 4 (gene parp4). Gene Ontology annotation, molecular function: NAD+ poly-ADP-ribosyltransferase activity. The transcript has 40 exons. The coding region runs from base 104 to 5578 and encodes 1824 amino acids. Lineage: Eukaryota; Metazoa; Chordata; Actinopteri; Perciformes; Percidae. The record is from RefSeq and is a predicted model, not a curated record.